GCCCGCGCGGGGAGUUUCCCCGCACUCAGCGCCCCGCUCAGCGCCACCAGUGACGUCACUGAAGCGCCGUCCCUAUUUGUGUGGCGCGGAGACGCGGCGCGCCCGGCACUCCCGGGGCCGCGGCUCGCCCUCGCCUCCCACCUCCCACCCCGUGUGUCUUCUGCGAGCUGCGUUGCGGAAGAGCGGGCCGGGGCCGGAACGUCGGCCCUGCGCCCCGAGGUUGAUGGCUGCGGCGGGGCUACCGGCGCGUCGAUGACUCAAGCGCGGUGAUGGGACGUCCCGCCGGCCACGCCGCUCGCUGUCCGCGGCAUGGGGCUGAAGCCGAGCUCUGACGGGCGAGCCCGGACCGCCUCGGGGCCAGGGAUUGCGGGGGUCUCGGGCCACCAGCCCCAUCCUCUCCAUCACCCCCACCAGCCACACCAACACCACCACCAGCCGCAUCAUCAUCACCAUCACCACCACCAUCAGCAGCCGCCGCCGCCGCCGCCGCACGCGGGGCUGGCGCUGGGGCGAGCCGUGCUGGGGCCGCACAGCCCGGGACUAGCGGGCAGCCAGGGACCGGGGCAGCAGCUGCUCCUGCACGCGUCGGCGAGGACUCGAUCGGGCGGCACGGGCAGCGCUCCCGACGUGCGGCGCAACGCGUCCAUCCCCAUCCCCGGCCGGACGGCGUCGUUGGCAGCAAGCGGUGGUGCCAACGGGCGGCAGGGAGCCGGAGCGAGCCCCGGGGCCCACGGGCAUGGGAACGCGCAUGGACACGGGGACACGGGUGCGUCGGGACCGGCGCAGCACGAAGACGCGGGGGGGUCUGGGCGCGCGGGACGGCGCGCGGGGAGCCGCGGAUCGGCGAGACGUGACGAGGGUGCCUCGCUCUCUCGCUCGCUGCCCUUGCACCUCAGCCCCAGGAUAUUCGGUGGGUUCAAGUGCCCCCUGUGCUCCAAGUCGUUCAUCGCCGACGAGAUGGAAGCGCACAUAUCCCUGUGCCUGGCCAAGCCCCGGAUCACCUACAACGAUGAUGUGCUGAGUAAGCACAGCGGGGAGUGCGCCAUCUGCCUGGAGGAGCUGGAACUGGGAGACACCAUCGCCCGGCUACCGUGCCUCUGCGUCUACCACAAAGGCUGCAUCGACUCCUGGUUUGAGAUCAACCGCUCGUGCCCCGAGCACCCGGCCGACUGAACGACUCGCCCAGGAGGUGCAUGGGGAGGGUGGCGGGGAGGAGGAGGAGGAGGAGAUGGGGGUGUGGAGCUCAACCUCUCUCCUCGCCACCUGAACCCAAGCUGCAAACGACGAGAAAUCCCAGCCGCCACCGUAGUGGAACGAUGGCGUGGGUUCCCGGGACGCCCACGGCUUUCAGGUGGCACCCCGACGCUCGCGAAGAGCGCGCCGCCCUUUGUGCAUUCUGCAAAACCCACCAGCAGCUCCUGAAGAAGUUGCACUGUGGUCCUCUCGGCUUGAGGUUUACCCCCUCCGCCUUAGCCGUAGCGACGUUGUCCAGGCAGUGCGGGCGUAGGAAGGGCAGGGGCUGCAUCACUCCGCGCCGUUCGCUGCCUCACGAGUUCCCCAAAUGUGGACGGCAGCCCUGGGUGCGUUCCGUGUCAAGAGAGGAACCACGCGGACUUUCUUGCUUCCAUGGCAUUCCCUGAUAACGUAAGCCUGCCCCUUCUCCACCAUCAUCACCACUACCAACAACAAUUGAAGUUUGUCCGCCUUGAAACAUUCAGAAAUUUUGCCCGUACAUUCGUGAUUUCCGAUCGCCGCGUUCGGUUGCCGACGCGGAUCAGCGAACUGGGUCAGCAAGCGGCAGUUCAGGUAGCAGAGCCGACAGCGACACCAGUGAAGGGAGCGGGGGACUUGGGAGCGAUGAGGAGCGUCCGCGCUGCGCUUGCGCGAGCGUUCGCUACGCCGGUUGAUGCUCUUUGCAGUCGUAACCUGCCUGCCUGGGAUAUUAAAAACCUCAACGCUGUCGUCAAUAGCAACACCGUGGCCUUACGAAGGAAGCGCAUAUAAUAGGCGACGUUUCGGGCAAUGGCCCCUUCGUCAAAGCACAUGCAUGAAGAAGGGACAUUGCCCGAAACGUCAUCUUAUUUACGCUUCCUUUGUAAGGCCACGGUGUUGCUCUUGACGACUGUGCUGAGGGUUUUGUUUAGCGUGCCACUGGCGAUGUGGCAGCAGCAGCAGCAGCUACAUCACGAAAUAAUUUGCUUAUCUAACGACUCAUUCUAGUUGACGAUCUCACACUAAUCAUUCAAAGUUGACAAUCGAACAAUAAUGAUUCAACCACGGAGGGUAGCGUUCGCUGCGACAACCCCCGUGUCGCGCUCACACUCGCCGUGCUGCUCUGCUCUCGGCGUCCGUCUCCCAUUGCGGGUGAUGGCCGGCAGGGAGUGGACCGUGCCUCCGUGGGACCCGUGCCACCGUGGGCCCCGUGGCCCGUGCCUCCGUGGGACCCGUGCCACCGUAGGCCCCGUGCCUCCGUGUGCCCCGUGGCCUGUGCCCCGUGCCUCCCUGGGCCCCAUGGCCCGUGCCUCCCUGGGCCCUAUGGCCCCGUGCCUCCCUGGGCCCCGUGGCCCGUGUCGCCAUGGGCCCCGUGGCCCGUGCCACCGUUUUUCGCCCUCCACGGACCGCCGCGCCCACGCUGACUGCGGACGUUACGGUGGAAACUCGCCACCCUAUAUUUUUUGUUGAACCGUUAUUUUUUGCACUUUUUUAAAUUUGCUUCUUGUUUCACGAAAUAAAGAACGUCGAGGCCACUCCGCUACAGUUGCGCACCCCCCCCCCCCCCUUCUCCUCCACAGCACGAGCAGUGAGCCUCUCCUGCGAGCGCGUGGGGGGUGGGGGGCCCCGGGGCGUUUACCAGCGGUGCUUCACACGGCCGGUUCAAUUCCCACUCCACGUGGUGGUUGUACGGGAGAUUGAGCGCCGUGUCCCAGUAGCCCGCCGGAAGGCCGUUGACUUGCGUGCAGCCACUUUCAAUUUGCUGGCAGAAGAGAGAUAUUUUAAUUUGAGGCAUAUUUAAAUGCUUUUUUUUUUUUUUUAGACGCCAAACCACUUCGAGUCUCGGAGAGUACCUCGUCUUUUAUUGCGCGACAGAGGCUGGAACACAGCGUCGUUGUCAUACCUGUCAACCCCUUAUCAGUGCCCUACCUUAUGACAGGCCAAUUCAGACCUUAUUGGUCACCCCCGUGCCCUUAUACAUCGCAACGUGCAUCCUACAAAGUCCCAUCACAAGGGAGUAA
This is a messenger RNA of Petromyzon marinus (sea lamprey), 3233 nucleotides long. RefSeq lists its product as uncharacterized. Gene Ontology annotation, cellular component: membrane; intracellular membrane-bounded organelle; cytoplasm. The record is from RefSeq and is a predicted model, not a curated record. Lineage: Eukaryota; Metazoa; Chordata; Hyperoartia; Petromyzontiformes; Petromyzontidae. Gene Ontology annotation, molecular function: ubiquitin protein ligase activity. Gene Ontology annotation, biological process: protein K48-linked ubiquitination; proteasome-mediated ubiquitin-dependent protein catabolic process.